AUGGAUCUUGUCACAAAACUAAAAGAUAUCUUGGCAUCUGUUUCAAGUUCAAAGUUAGAUUUUGAAAAUGAUGGAGAAAUGUCAGAGGAGGACUACCAGAAUUUGACUGGGCUGAACAGGAUGGACUUUGAUGUUGUAUGUCAAUACGCAUCACAAACCAUGCGCAACACACCCACGCGAAGCAUUAGGACAUCAGUGGGUAUAUUUCUCCUGAAGAUGAAAUCUGGCCUGCCAAAUAAAAUCAUGGCCACUUUAUUAAACAUUUCAAAAUCAAGCUUGCGGAGAGCAAUAUCUUCUGUACGAAAAGGCCUGAUGACAUCAUUUGUGCCGAAACACCUUGGUUUUAACCACAUUUCAAGGCAAGCUGUCAUUUCUGAUCACACAAGGCCUUUGGCACAAUUUCUGUUUGGUGACCAAGGGGAUCCUAGAGCCAUUCUUGUCAUUGACGGAACGUAUAUCUAUAUACAGAAGAGUGACAACUUCCACUUCCAAAGGCGCACCUACAGCAUCCAUAAAGGCCGUCCUCUAGUGAAGCCUAUGGUGAUAUGCACCACAUCAGGGUACUUCCUCUCCAUUUUAGGACCAUAUUUUGCAGACUCCAAGAACAAUGACGCAGCUAUUCUGAACCAUGCCAUUGCCAAAAAUGUGGACACCAUACGUCAGUGGGUCAAGGAGGAAGAUGUCAUGGUUGUGGAUCGCGGGUUUCGAGACUCGCUUCAAGUUCUCGAAGACCUUGGUAUAAAGGCCCAGAUGCCAUCUUUUCUCAAGAAAGGUGAUAAGCAGUUAUCAACAGAAGAUGCAAACUCCUCCAGGCUGGUAUCAAAAGUGAGGUGGGUGGUAGAGUCUGCAAAUGCACGAAUAAAAAAAUGGAAAUACCUUAACAAUGUAUUACCAACUAACCAAGUUCCAUACAUCGGGGACUAUGUCCGAAUAGUUUGUGCAUUGUCGAACAAGUUUUCGCCGCCUUUGUCAAAAUCCUCACCACAAGAUGAAAAUAUUGCAGCCAAAAUGCUUUACUUAUCCCAUCAGAAAAACAAUCUGCAGCAGUAUGUUCUGGAGAAUGGCCUUGACAGAAGAAGUGUCAUCUGGAAGCCUAUUGAUCAGGUUGAUAGUUUGGAAAACUUCCCAAAGUUAGAUGAAGAGGACCUCUCAAACAUCACGUGUGGUAGCUACCAACUUCGCCUCAGCUCUAGCUACAUUCAAGAGCAUAUUGAAGGGGAAGCAGACAUGUUUGUUCAUCGAGAAGACCCAGGCUUGAUACAGGUGAAGCUGCAAUCUCGACACGUCUCAUCCAGGAAACACUCCCUUUGGAUCCAGUUCAAUGAAACAGAAAUUAUUGCCACCUACUGCAAAUGCCGAGCAGGAGCGCGAGUUGUAGGGGUGUGUUCUCAUGUAGCAGCUGUAUUGUGGUUCCUUGGUUUUUCUAGGCAUGCACAGAGGGAGUGUCCGUAUGGUGUCCAGAACUGGGGCGACUCACUUCAAGAUGCUGCAGUCAUUGAUGACUCCGACUCUGAUGACAGUUUGUGUGAGGAAUAACUGUGUGAAGUUCCUUCUGAUGGCUCUU
Magallana angulata is the source of this 1564-nucleotide messenger RNA. RefSeq lists its product as uncharacterized. The record is from RefSeq and is a predicted model, not a curated record. Lineage: Eukaryota; Metazoa; Mollusca; Bivalvia; Ostreida; Ostreidae. The transcript has 2 exons. Bases 1 to 1536 code for a protein of 511 amino acids.